AUGCACCAUGUAUUGGUAUAUGUAGAUCUCCAGAAACAACUCAUUGCCCUUGAGGCUCAAUUGCGUAAAGAAAAUGAAGAAGCACAAGAAAGAUUCAAUGCGGCUUUGCCCAAAAACACACCAUCGGUUAUACCAGAAAUCAUACAAAUAACUGCUAGACCUCCUUCAGAAUUAUUGACUUCGUCAAAUGCUACAGAUAAUAUUGACUUAUCAAUAGCUGAUGACAUUGAUAUAUCAGAUUCAACACCAAGAUCACAGAAAACAGUUAAUUCGAGAACCAACGCCAAAAGAGCACGACGGAUAAAAUCGUUAAUAAAGAGUACAGCAAAAAGAAUCGCUUCACGAAUAGGCAAUUCAUCUGUUAAGAAUGUUGAUCAGUCGUCACCUUCGCCAACAUCAAAUUUUGAACAGGAUAUUCACUCGUUACGAGUGGAACUAUCGGUGCCACCAUCACCUUCACAAUCAACAGUACGUUCCAGAACAUCCUCGAUGAAACCAAAAGCCCCUUUUAAGAGCAUUUUUAUUCCCAAGCUAACUCACAAUAGAGCGGACAGUGCUGAUACCCAUGAUUCCGUUCAGCAAAUCAGCCCUUGCUCAUUUUUGGACAGCAGUGUUCAAAAUAAUUCUCCACAGAGUCUUAUUUUUACUCCAUCUACUCCGGCAAGUCCAAUUACCAAUUCCCCAGUGAUAUAUCGUUCACCUAAUAAUUAUGCUUGUGAGAGUAAUGGUUUCAAGUCUACGUCCGAAAAUCGGGAUAGUGGUAUUUCUCUGGUUUCUCCCAAAAGUAAAUCUAGUAGCAGCCAACACUCAAGAGAACAUUCGAUUUCCUCCUUAUUACGGAGAAUAGAACUAUUUAAUGCUCCUCCCAAAGAACAUAAUCAGCGAACUGAAAAAGAUUGGGCUGGACCUAAGAGUCAUGAUAAUGAAUUACUAGCUUUUCGGUAUCCCAGUUCAAAAAACAUGGACCAAGUUAAUCAAACAUAUCCUACGAAUAAUGAAUUACUUACAAGAAGACAGAAGGAAAAGGAGCGCUUGGUGACUUUUGAUCUGAAUUAUACGCAAGAAUCGGAAACGUCGACGAACAUAACUAAAUUUGAGAGGAAUUCAGAUAGUUAUGAUGGUCCUCGUGUAUCUUAUCAAUCCGAUGAUCGUCGCGGUUUUGUCGAAUAA
Molecule: messenger RNA, 1170 nt
Organism: Acaulospora colombiana
Lineage: Eukaryota; Fungi; Glomeromycota; Glomeromycetes; Diversisporales; Acaulosporaceae
Source: the annotation of a GenBank genome assembly